This is a messenger RNA of Drosophila gunungcola (fruit fly), 2658 nucleotides long. RefSeq lists its product as uncharacterized. Lineage: Eukaryota; Metazoa; Arthropoda; Insecta; Diptera; Drosophilidae. The record is from RefSeq and is a predicted model, not a curated record. The coding region runs from base 33 to 1781 and encodes 582 amino acids. The transcript has a single exon.
GAAGUUGCCUCAGUACGCUUUCGAGCAGCAUAAUGUCAACAAGAGGUGCCUUUGCCCGCUUUGCAGUUUUGGUAACAGCGGCGGUCUUUGCACUGCUCCUCCUUUUGGGCGCAUUACAGCGCACGGAUGAUCUAAAGCCCACCACUGCCUUGGGUAAAUAUGGAGGUAGUAGUGAAGUAGUGAUGGGUGCAGGAGGAAAGGUAACACCGCCAUCUGUUCAUCAUUUGGAGGAGCCCAUAAAGGAGGAGCUGGUGCGUCAGUUGGAGCAGGAAUUGCCCGAGGUGAACUAUAGUUUCUGGUACCAUUGGGCCAAGCCCAUGGGCUACAAGGCGAACAAAACGUGUGCUCCAUAUCCCGAUCCCCUAGACUUGCAGCUGCACAACAUUUACUGGCAAAGUUUUGUGAACUCCAAUGUGACCUUUCGUUUGUAUGCUGCCUAUUUGGACAAGAGAAAACCGCUGAAAUUGCCCACGGUGAGGAUUUUGGCCACUGCCAAUCAGAUUGGCGACGCAUUUCCGCCCACCCAUUGCCAAUUGUGGUUUGAGGGCUAUCGAGAGCCUGUUUUCGUGGACGUUUCCGAAUAUCUCACUGUGUGGGUGAAGGCGUGGGGCUUUAAACGAAAUUUAAACUACCCGCACUUGUUGAGUUGCCCCGUGCCCAGGCACCUGGCGGCGAUGAUUUCAAUGCCAAAAACAGUUUCGUUGGUUGUCAAACGUUGCGAUAGGGCCAGUAACUCUUUGAGGGUUAACCAGGCUGAGUCACCUUUGACCUCUCAGAAUGCCACCCAAAAACUCAAGAAUCAAAAUGCAACCCUGAACUUUGGAGUCUGCGUCAAGGGUUUCGACUUUCCCUAUGUGGAUUUAUCUGAACGAUUGAUCGAGUGGUUCGAGUUGCAGAGAUUAUUGGGUGCCUCGAGGAUCUAUGCCUAUAUGUACGAUGUGCAUCCGGCGGUUCAGCGCGUUCUCGACUAUUACCAGCGGACGGGAUUCCUGGAGCUGCGACCUUUGACCUUGGCCAAUGGAAUGCCCCGGCUGAGGCACUACCAACACAUGUUGCUGCAACAGCGAAAGCUGGAGAAGCGGCUCAACGAGCUGAUACCCUACAAUGAUUGCUUCUACAGAAAUCUGGAUCGUCACGAUUAUCUGGUCAACGUGGACGUGGAUGAGGUGAUAAUGCCCAAGGGUGAGAAUCGCAAUUGGCAUCAGUUGGUGCAGAAGGCGCAUGCCAUGGAUACUGAGAAGGGCGGCACAUGUGCCGGUCGCUUUCCCGCACUGUGCUUCAUAAACUCCUACUUCACCAAAGUGGUUGCCGAGUUGAGCAAUCACGAGGAGCAGGCCAUUGCCGGCGAGCUGUUUGUGCUGCAGCAUACGCAGCGAUUUAAGAACUACUCCCUGCCCGGCAGAGCCACCAAGUGUUUCCACAAUUCGCGACUUUCGUUGACACUACACAAUCACUUCACGCUUAAGUGGCUACCCGGUGGCUGUAAUCCGCGCACCCUCGAAAUUUCGGUGGCCCAAAUGCAGCACUAUCGCGAACCGGAUGGGAAAUAUAACUCAACCGAUCUGGUGGAGGAUCGAACUGUGUGGAAGUUUGCCGGCGAACUGCGUGCCGCUGUGGAGUAUGUGUGGCUUCAUCUGGACGAUGUGCUGCUGGCCCAGUUCAGCGAUCCCGAGGAGCAGCAGCAGCUGGAGGACUCGCUCGACCAGGACGGCGAAGAGCUGGAGCGGGAGCAACAGCCGCUCCAGCAAGUCGUCCAGGUUCCAGCGUUGCCCGAACCUUAGUUUUAGUUUUGGUGAUAGUAUUUAUUUGUGUUCUGUACUUGAUGGUUUCUGGGCUGCAACGAUGCUUUCCUUAAUACAUAUGUUUGUCCGUCUGAUAAUAAGUUUUUCAGCUAGGGGUAUGAAGUUUGUUUUCAACAUUUUUUCCAAACCAAACACAUUUCAAGUGUGCUUUUUACAAUUUUGAUACUGAACUGAUCUAUAGUUUGUUUGUCCGUCUGAUUUGAACAUUUGUAUAUGGACAUUUUCAGGAAAGUUCAAUUUUCAUUCAUUCAUAUAUACAUAUAUCUAAAAACAACCAUAAACAAUAAGAUAUUUUCGGAACAGUUUACGCUCUAUUUACCCCACGCUCACAUGCCUACUUAUUAAUUUUAAUUAGAAAAUUGACUCACGGAACCAAAGGAGUAUUGGGCAUUUGAUAGUCGAAAAACCGACUAUAUACAUUUUUUUUUAAUUUAUUAUUUGUGACAAAUAUACUCACUUAAAGCCUGCAAAUGCAAAAAAAAAACUUAUCCAUCCAUCAUACUUCAGAAGUUCAGAGUGUAGUUUUUUUCAGCUGCAGUGAUAAGCAUGGAAUUUGCAGUGAUUGGUUGCUCUAGGACUUCAAAAAAUCUUAUCUACGGGGGAAGUGGAAUCGAAACGUCACAUCUGCGUCACUCCGCGAAUCUUUCGAAAGUUUCAUGGGUGUACACCAUCUCAUUAAGUAAGAACACAGUUCAUUAAGGCAGGUAAUACAAUAUAGGCAAAGUCACAGAGCGGAAAUUGGAUUCCGGUGUGGGUUAUUCCCGGGACCUGAAAACAGCACUGCCUAAGUUUGUAUAUAAAAUUAAGGUCAAUUCUAUGGCACGCAUAAAAUUGAUUGAUCAGCGAAUAAUAGAGA